Molecule: messenger RNA, 1811 nt
Organism: Anguilla rostrata (American eel)
Lineage: Eukaryota; Metazoa; Chordata; Actinopteri; Anguilliformes; Anguillidae
Gene: rgmd
Product: RGM domain family, member D
Exons: 5
Coding region: 184-1749 (521 amino acids)
Biological process (GO): BMP signaling pathway
Cellular component (GO): plasma membrane
Molecular function (GO): coreceptor activity
Source: RefSeq, a predicted model, not a curated record
UCUGCGUAUAAGGGUGUGUGUAUGUGUGAGUGUGUGUGCGUGCUUGUGUGUGUGUGUGUGCAUUUUUUUCCCCCUAUUCUUUUUUUAAUUGCCCAGCCCUGAUAUCCAGGCAUUAGGGAACAUUGCUCACUUGCAGCCCUCCGGAAUCAAAGUGCCGAUUCUUUAAAAAGGACAACUGCCGUCAUGCGCCUCAAUUCCCAGCGCCUGUGUCCCGCGCGCCACAGCACCGGCGGGCUUGGCCGGCCAGUCAGGGUCUGCUCGGGAACCAGGCUUUCACCGAGCCGACAGCCUCCCCACCGCACCGCGCCAUACCCUCCCACACAGCCUGCAUCAGCCUGCACACCUAUCUCCAAGGAAAUGCGUAUAAUGGACCCACAAACCCAAGAUUGUAACAGCUACUUCAUCGCCCAGCAGCAGUCGAGGAUCUCCAUUCUAACUGAAUGGAUUGGCAUGGGGAAAAGCGGACCUCAAAACCUGGCUAAGCGGAGGCUUUGGAACUCUAUGUGUUUUAUGAUGGUAUUACUUUCUCUGUUGCUCAGACCAGCAUGUUGCCAGCAGUGCCGAAUUCAGCGUUGCAACUCCGAAUACGUGGCCUCCACGUCGCCCUCUAGUGGCCUGCAGGACGACGCCCCGGCGGACGUGGACUACUGCAUCGCGCUGCGGGCCUACUCGCUCUGCACCCGCCGCAUGGCGCGCAGUUGCCGCGGCGACCUCUUCUACCACUCGGCCGUGUUCCGCAUCAAGGAGCUGUUCACGCAGCACAACUGCUCCAGCGACGGGCCCACGUCCUCCGCCAGGGCGUCCGGCGCCGCCGCCACGCCGCGGCCCCCCGUGCCCGAGCUCUGCGACUACGAGAGCCGGGCGGCGGCCUCGGGGGGGUCCGCCGCCGCCGCCGGCGCGGGCGGGCCGCACAGGAAGUACGCCCACUGCGGGCUCUUCGGCGACCCCCACCUGCGCACCUUCCGCGACGAGUUCCAGACCUGCAAGGUGGAGGGCGCCUGGCCCCUCAUCGACAACCGCUACCUGUCGGUCCAGGUGACCAACGUGCCGGUGGUCCAGGGCUCCAGCGCCACCGCCACCAGCAAGAUCACGGUCAUCUUCAAGGCCUUCCGCGGCUGCACGGAGCAGAAGGUGUACCAGGCCACCACCGACGACCUGCCCUCGGCCUUCCAGGACGGCACGCGGAGCGGGGGCCAGGGGGGCAGCCUGUGGAUCGCCGAGCGGGGCGGGGCCGGGGGCCGGCAGGUGCGGAUCCAGGCCCACUACAUCGGGACGUCCAUCAUCGUGCGGCGGGUGGGGCGCUACCUGACCUUCGCCAUCCGCACGCCCGAGGACUCGCUGGGCCCGGCCGAGGAGAGCGGGGGGCUGCAGCUCUGCCUGCACGGCUGCCCCCGCAGCGAGCUCAUCCAGGAGCACACGCUGGGCCGCCCCCCCGACCCGGGCCCCGCCCCCGGCCCCGCCGCACCCCCGCGCCCCGCCUACACCGUGGAGCGCGCCACCGCCCGCUGCCGGGAGACGCUGCAGGUGGAGGACGUGUACUUCCAGUCGUGCGUCUUCGACCUGCUCACCACGGGGGACCCCGAGUUCUCCAUGGCCGCCUUCGGGGCGCUGGAGGACCUGAAGGCGCUGCCGCCCAGCAGGCUGAAGCAGAGCUCCUCGCCCAGGACUCCGCCGCUGCCGCGUGGCUCCGCCCCCGGCUCCGCCCCCUCCCUGCUCGCUCUGCUGGCCCUGCUUCUGUUGCUUUUGUAAAAAAAAAAAAAAUUUUUUAGAUGAAAUUCUAAAAAAUAAAUGACGAAAGAGUGAGAAAACAA